GUCACGAGGAGCACGUGUCACGACGCCGCGUAGUCCCAAGUAGUCGCAGCAGCAGCAGCCAAGCACGUGCGCGCGUGCUACCUCCUCGUGUACCGCGUCGGCCUUCGUGGGUGCUUCUCGCCGACAGCACUCGCCCCCCUACAGUCUGCGCGACCAUGGCCGAGCCCGCGAAGCCCGCGUCCACAACCACGACGACGACCAACAACGCGUGGAACAUCCCCCCCAACGCCCCGGCAUGCAUGGAGAGAAGUCUGGACGCGCUGCAGUACAGGAAAGAUGAUGGUGCUAUGUUGCUCGGUGCCUCCAGUCUAACGGGCCGCUACUGGAUGGGAUCCAUCUGGUUCUACAAGGACCCCUCCAAAGCACCCGAGGAGGGCUUCUGCAGUGCAGGAGUGCAGACGGAGGCAGGUGUUGCCGAUGCUCUCUGGGUCGGCGACAAGGGCAUCCUUGUGGCCUCGGAUUCUGGUGCACUGGAGCUGUGGGAGCUGGCAGAGAACGAGGCCUACCUUUGCAGCCGACACUGCCGCUACGAGCACAAUGACAUUGUCACCCGAAUCAGCACGUCGGGGUCAAGGGUUGUGUCUGGCAGCCUGGACCGCAGUGUGAAGGUGUGGGACCUGUCAGAGCUCAAAGUGGUGUCAUCAUAUCGUGGUCAUUCUGCCUCCGUGGACUGUGUCUCCUUCUCGCCACACGAUGACAACUUAUUCCUCUCUUGUUCUCAGGAUGGAAAAAUUAUGCUCUGGGACCUAAGAAAGGCCAAGCCAGCCGUUGUGAUGGAUACGAAGCCCAACGGAUCAGUGCCAACAUGUGUGGCAUGGAGCCCACACCAUAGGAUGAGUGUUGCUUUUGGGACAGAAUUGGGUCAUAUUGGUUUAAGAGACCUGGGAAAUCCAACCACAUCCUUAAAGUCAGCUCAAAUCCAUUCAAGGAGCAUCUUCAGACUUUCUUUCUGUCCUCACAACCCAUCUCUCCUUGCCUCCUCGGGUGAUGACUGUCUCGUGGCUGUAACCGACGUGGAAAAUGAUCUGAAGAAAAUAUUUGAGGACCGAUCUCACAGUGACUUUGUGCACGGGCUGGCUUGGUGCCCACUGCAACACGGACGUCUGACCACAGCUGGGUGGGACCACCGCGUGUUACACCACCGUGUGCCAAGCUCCUCAGAUGGAGGAGGCGAGCCCCUCUCUGAGGAGACUGUCCCAAUGGAAACUGCCAACGCUUGAAACCUGAACAACUUUAGUAGCACUGGUGAUAGCAAUGGUGUGAUCGGUUAUUUUGCCAGUGAUUAAAAUAUGGUCAUGUUCACAAUAAUUUUAAUGGAGUGCGAAUUUGCUUUUAAACUUUCCAGAAUGUUGACGUAUGUACCUAACAGCGAAUUGAUGUAUACAUUUCCAUACGAGUUUCUGUUGAUUUGAGUAGGACAUACAAACAGUGCUUCAUAACCGGUGUGCCACGGCACAAACGGAGACACAGACCAAGACGCACACAAAGAUACGUGGACACGAAUACACUCGCACAAAUAGACACACAGAUACGAAGAGUCAGAGAUGCGGAGACAUAGGCACGAAGAUACACAAACGGAGAACCACACACUCGUACACAUGGAGACACAUGGACAUACAGAGACACAGACAGACACAAUAGUAACAACCUCCAUUCGCCACUAAGUGUUAAAGGCUCGCUGGCAAGAGGUCACGGAAGUCCCAGGUGCCAUUGGUUGACUGUCUUAGAUGACAUGUAGUUGCACCAACUGUGGUCCCCACUGUUCUCACUUGCUCCGUCUUAGCCGCCUGGGACUCCACUCGUUGUGAGCGUCGCUUCUCCACGCUGUUGUUGCUAGAGGACUUCUGCCUCCAACUGCCCAGUAGCAUCCUUCAUGAAUCUUCUCCACAGAGGCCGACCCUGACACCGCUGCUGGUACCAGUCAUUGGCAAUUCCAAUCAGCUCCACAUCCUUCUGUACCACAUCGGUCCAUCUCUUCGCUUGCCUGUGUCCAUGUCCUUUUAGCCUCAUCUAUCCGGCCAAACAGAAGCUGCUUGGGCAUGCUGUGGCUCGUUAUGCGGGCUACAUGACCCAGCCAACACAGCCUCACCUGCUGGAGGAGCUCACUAAUAGGACUGUGGUCAGAUUGUCGAAGGAUUUCUGAGCUCACACAAUACAGCAGUCUUGUUAAAUCCAGGAUGGAUUGUAGACAGGUUAGCCUGUGUUUCAAAAUGGCACAGGUGUUGCUUUAGAGGGCUCCAUGUUUCACAAGCUUUGUAUGGAGCGACAGGGCACAUAGCUUUCACACAGCAUUACACAGCUGAUGUAAAGAUAAUGCCGCUCGACUGAUUCGGAGCGAGACCUCUGCUGCCAAACCGGAGCUGGUCAUAAGCACACUGCCUAGGCAAGAAAACUUUUCCACUCUUUCCACAGCUGCCCCAUCGCUCAUGGGGAGUGGAGGGAGGGGGGAGCAUUUAACAUAAAAUACUCGGGCAGCUCCUUUGUUUUUGCGGGCUGAUGGUAAGGCCACAUCUCUAUGUAGCAUGCUCUAGGUUCAGCAGUAGCAUAUCCUGCUCCUAAGAUUGGGCAGCAAUUACCAGAUCAUCUGCAUACAUAACAUGGCUGACCAAUAGAGAGCCAACCCUUGACCCCACCCGAGCAUCGAUCAGGCUCCCAUUACAUCCAUUGGAAUCUUCUCCACCUACGUGGUCAAAGAAGAUUAAAUACUGUCGGGGCCAGAGGACAUCCCUGGCGCACCCCAAGGUGAACAGAAAAUGGCUUUGAAUCCUGGCCACGCAGCUUUGCCCGGAUCUGCCCACCACCAUGAAGGUCCUUAAUGAUUGUGAGCAGAGGGGGUCUAGGACUCCGAAAGCACAAAGAAUUACCCAAAGCCCUGACCUACUGAGGAUAUCAUAGGCCUUGACAAGAUCAAUAAAGCAGAGAUGUAGGUCCUGUUGAAAUACACUCACACAGACACAUAAAGAUCCCCCAUAUAGCCUUUAACAGACUGCUGGGUCAAGGGCUGUUAGCGAGCACAGAGACACAGACCUGCACAGACAUGGAGAUACACAAGGACACCCAGACCCUAACACAGACACGAAUACAUUUACGCAGUUAGGAAAAAAAUGUGUCACGGAUUUUGGCAGUGCCACUUGAUGGGUAUAUGCAAGGGGUCGUGAGUUCUCUCGGUUACAACACAUUCCCACUCACCCACCCAGGCCCACAGUAAUUGUUUGGUUUGAUAUGCCGCGAAUAUCGAGCAAGCUGGAAAGUGUGCUGUGGAGUGAAAGGUUGAGAAGCACUGCAUAAAAACUAAAUGGUUCGUCUCACCUGUAGUCAUAUUGAUGGCUACAGUGAUACAACCUCGGAACAAUAUUUCACAUGGAAGUGAUGUUCUUAGUGUUUGUCUACGCACUAAAUUAGCUGCAUUUUGUUUGGAAAUUCGGUGUCGUGUUCAUGGUUAUCGUACCACAAGUUCCUCGUUGAAAUAAUAAAGUGCUUCCGAGCA
Petromyzon marinus (sea lamprey) is the source of this 3487-nucleotide messenger RNA. RefSeq names its product WD repeat domain 77 (gene WDR77). Gene Ontology annotation, biological process: oocyte axis specification. Lineage: Eukaryota; Metazoa; Chordata; Hyperoartia; Petromyzontiformes; Petromyzontidae. Gene Ontology annotation, molecular function: protein binding. Gene Ontology annotation, cellular component: methylosome. The record is from RefSeq and is a predicted model, not a curated record.